AUGCCUACCGUCUUUCUGGGUCACCUAUCAUUCGCACUGACAAUUCCUACUGCAUCAACAAAAAAACUAGCAUCUGCAACAGGAAAAGCAGCACUGACCUCCGUAGAGCUAGAUUCAGUCAAAUGGUUACCACGCUUAACACUUGGAAUUGGAAGUGUGAUGGAGAUCUCGUUCACUCUUGACUUUCAAUGCUCAAUGGCUCAGUGGCAGCCAGUUCAAUGUCAGCUAGAUUUCCACGUUCAAGCUCUAAAUGCUUUGUACAGCAGAGGAAGCGAGUUGGCUACUUCUCUCGAUAGAGAACCCGAAAGGGAGCGAAUUGCUGCCGCCGUAAUGAAGGAAUUCCGGUUGGAGGCCGAUCGAUGGAAACUUAUAUCACUAGCACUGGUUCUUCCAGCAACAGCUCUUACUGUAACAGAACUAGGACCGUCAACUCCAACUGUAGCAGCGGGAAUGCCUUCACCACCAGAUAUUGCAUCAACGGUGGUUUAUUGA
Messenger RNA from Dovyalis caffra, 492 nucleotides. The record is from the annotation of a GenBank genome assembly. NCBI's taxonomy places the organism in Eukaryota, Viridiplantae, Streptophyta, Magnoliopsida, Malpighiales, Salicaceae.